This is a messenger RNA of Thermothelomyces thermophilus ATCC 42464, 1207 nucleotides long. Its product is annotated as general substrate transporter-like protein. NCBI's taxonomy places the organism in Eukaryota, Fungi, Ascomycota, Sordariomycetes, Sordariales, Chaetomiaceae. The transcript is spliced from 4 exons. The coding region runs from base 1 to 1065 and encodes 354 amino acids. The record is from RefSeq and is a predicted model, not a curated record.
AUGGCUACCGACGCACCCCCCUCCUACGACUCUAUCAUCAGCAAGGUUGAUAACAAUAUCAAACAGGACCCGACAGUCGAGGGACUAAAGAGGGCCUUCGACAGCCUCGAUGAUGAAGAGAAGACUAUUCUUGCCGCCCGCGAGCACGAGCCCAUCGAGCUUAAUCCGGAACAGCUGAAGCAAUUCCAUCAAGGCUUUUCCGAGGGUUUCUCCCAGGUACAGGAACACCUCGAGUGGAAAGCGGCCAAUUGCGCCGAGCAGUGCAAGAAGGUUGCUACCGACUUCCUGAACAUUACCGACAAGCUCUCGUCCAUCUCGUCUCUCGAUGGCUCGGAAGAAUCACAGAAGUUGGUCUCCGAUUUCAAGAGUCUCGAAAAGGAGGCCGAAGACCUCGAGAAGGAAGCCCAGGGAAUCCACGACAGCUUUAGCAACUUCCUGGCCGACAUAUAUGAAUACACCGCCCGGUUCGAUAGCUGGGCACAAAAGAAGGAGGGCAGCCUGAACGAUAAGAUCACACAGCUGAAUAAAGACAUCCAAGACCUCAAGAAGGAAAUCUCGAAAAUCACCACGGCCAUGAUCGCUAUAGGCGCUGUUGCCGGCUUCGCCCUGCCAGCUCUCGCCGUCGGGGCCGCAGUCGCCGGGCCAUUUGCGCCUCUCGUCAUUGGCAUCGCCAUCUUUGCCGCCGUGGGAACGGUCGCGUCUGUCACGGCCCUGGCCUUCAAGAAGAGCUCGCUUGACCACGAGAUCGAAGCCAAGGAAGACGAGAAGAAGAAGGCCCAAGAGCAGCUCGGUAAGAUCCAGAAGGCGCGGACGGAGCUCAAGGACCUCGGCAAGUCGCUAGAUGACGACGUCAACCACAUCGUCGGCGUCAUCAACACUGCCUGGAAGUACUGCCAGGCGGACGCGGUCGAGAUCAGGCGCUGGCUCGAGCAGGGGCAGAAGGACGCCGACCUCCCCCCGUACAUGGCCAUUCAGCUCGGCAAAGCCGACGGCAUCUAUUCCGUUGUGGGCAGGUACCUCCGCAAGUACGCGGAUGCUUUGGCCAAUACCAGUGGCUCCUCUUAACUAUCUCACCCAAGGGUAGUAAGUAAGGUAGUAAGAAAAAAAAGUGUGACUAGAGCACGUCGAAAUGUUGAAUAACUAGCGACGUGUUACCCGAGACUCAAGAAACGGGAGUGGAUUCCAGGUGCCGGAGCAGGCUCAGAUG